Cucurbita maxima (winter squash) is the source of this 1138-nucleotide messenger RNA. RefSeq names its product probable ubiquitin-conjugating enzyme E2 C. The transcript is spliced from 6 exons. The record is from RefSeq and is a predicted model, not a curated record. Lineage: Eukaryota; Viridiplantae; Streptophyta; Magnoliopsida; Cucurbitales; Cucurbitaceae. Bases 283 to 852 code for a protein of 189 amino acids.
UCUAACAAAUGUCUCAACCAAUCGACAAUAACAUCCCUACGGGCCACGUCUCCAUCGACUUCUCCACGAACUGAAGAAUUUUCUCGAGAAAACAGAGAGAGAAAGUGAAGUAUCAGUGGUUUUUCCUCGAUUUCGUUGUCGAAUUGGAAUAUGUCUUGCUGUUUCUGGUGGAUUUUGAGUCUAAGACGGUGGUGUUGUGCAUUGGUUCGUUGUUGGAUCUAAUUGGAGAGGUUUUCUUUUUCUUUUUCUUUUUCUUUUUUGUGUGUGUUGAUCGUUGUGGAAAUGGAGGUGAGACCCAAUCCGACUUCCGACAACUCGUCAAUCACACAGCAUCAUCUAACCAGUUCUCCAUUGAAGCAGCCUGCGGUAUCUUCUAAUCCUAUCGAUUCCAACGCUGUUUCGCAGAGGCUGCAAAAGGAAUUGAUGGCACUGAUGAUGAGUGGAGGUGAUCUUGGUGUAUCAGCUUUUCCGGAAGGUGAGGGUAUUUUCACAUGGAGAGGCACGAUUGAGGGUGGGAAAGGAACUGCAUAUGAGGGUUUGUCUUACAAACUCUCUUUACAUUUUCCCAUGGACUAUCCUUUCACGCCACCCCUUGUUAAGUUCGAGACGUUGUGCUUCCAUCCAAAUGUCGAUCAAUAUGGCAACAUAUGUCUCGACAUUCUCCAGGACAAGUGGUCUUCAGCAUACGAUUGUAGAACCAUUCUUUUGUCUAUUCAAAGCCUAUUAGGAGAGCCCAACCCAGAGAGUCCUCUCAACAGCUAUGCUGCUACUCUGUGGAAUGACAAUAACAAGGAAGAUUACAGAAAGAUGGUGUACAAACAGUAUUUUUCUGGUGCAGCCUUAGACGGCUGAUUUCGAAAAGCCUGAGUAGAGAACAAAAGAUUGACACCAUAUCGUCUGUUGCCAUACAAUUACUGUAAAGCUCCGAGAUAAAAAGGUCUCAGACUUCUUAACAUAGAGAGAAAAAUAGAGAUUAUAGAUAGUGACACGAACUCUGCUGUAUUGGGAGAAUGAAUUUCACGUAGAGCUAAUUCCACUCUUCUGUAAUUAAUUGCUAGGUAAUAGUAAUAUUUUACAAAAUAUGAAGCAUACUCUUAUGCUAUUUGAUACUAUAAGCCAUAUUCUCUUCAACUCGAAA